Messenger RNA from Leptonychotes weddellii (Weddell seal), 3415 nucleotides. The record is from RefSeq and is a predicted model, not a curated record. NCBI's taxonomy places the organism in Eukaryota, Metazoa, Chordata, Mammalia, Carnivora, Phocidae.
AUGUUUGAUGGCCAAAGUUUAUCUGAAAUGUUUAUUGCCAUUGAAGCCACAUACACCCACCUAAGCAAUGUUUCUCAACUACCUGUGGAACAUUUGAUGGUUUAUGGAGGUGUUGUAGGUGGCCAAAAUGACUGGGAAGCCCUAAUGGCACUUUGCCAUGAAGUAAAGCUUCGGAGGAAAAUCAACAUGGAUGAACGUGCUAAGAUCAUCAGUCAUGAUCGUGAGAAAACAAUUCAAGAUCAAGUGCUGGAAUCUUCUCCAAAUUACCCCAGUUCAGGACGAUGUGAAUUUACAAGGAUGAAUUACCGGGAUGGUCUGGAAAAAGAAACUAAAACAGAGCAGAGCUUACUCUGUGAAGGAAAUGAAAUGUGUAAGGAACAAAAAGCAACAAAAAAAUCAAAAGUAGGGUUUAUGGAUCCUUUGGCCACAGAUAACCAAAGAGAAUGUGAGGCGUGCCCUGGUCUGAGGACUUUGAGGGAAGAGGGCAGGAGCUGCUCUGGGGCCCUCAACUUGGCUCUUGAAGAACUUGCCAAAGUUAGUGAAGAAUUAUGCAGCUUUCAAGAGGAAAUCCGAAAGCGGUCUAACCACAGAAGGAUGAAGUCAGAUUCUUUUCUUCAGGAAAUGCCAAAUGUAAUGAAUAUGCCUCAGAGAGACCACAUGAUCAACCAUGGCCAGGGCAUUCUUCCCAUCGAUUUAGAAAAAGAAAAGCAGAAAAAUAGAAAGAAUCUAAGCACCACUGUGCUCCAAAGCAACUCUAGGAAAACAUGUGAACUUGAUACAAUUGAUCUGCAAAGAAAUGAAAUUCCACCACUUCCACCUCCAAGAAGCACAUCUCGAAGUUUUCCCAGCUCAUAUUCCAAACAAGCUCAUGAAAGUUUGAAGGGAAGUUUAGACCACAAUAGCCAGAUGGCCCAGGAGGGUCAAGGGGAAAGGAACUGCAGUCCUGAUUUCCUUUGGAGGCACAAUGAGAUUCCUAUGCUGUGUCUAGAUGAAGGGAAGACUUUGAAAGAUGGUAUCAUGUUUCCUUCUUUGGCACCCAAAGCCAAAAUAGAUAACAAGCCUCCAUGUAAUGAAAAUGUUGGACUUAGCAUGUGGUCGUAUGACACUGGGAUCAGUGCAAAAAGUAGUCCCUCUCCAUUGUGGUUUCAGAAAACCUGCUCGACUCCCAAUAAGCCACAGUGUGAAAAGAUGAUUCCAGAUCACCCUACUAAAUCUCAUCCUGAUCUUCAUAUAAGCAGUGACUGUAGCUCCUCGGUGACAGAGAGCAAUGGCCCACUUAAAAGUUUCAGUUGUGGCUUUAAGAGAACAACUAGGAAUGAAAAACUGGCAGCAAAGACUGAUGAAUUUAACAGAAUCGUAUUUAGAACAGAUAGAAAUUGUCAGGCAAUACAGCAAAAUCAAAGCUACUCAGAAUCAUCUGAAGAUCAUAAACCCUGUGAGACCUUAAUUACUCAUACAGGUAACAUAUCAGAAAAUGAUAAUGUGUCUGAUAUUCGGAAAACCAGUGCCCACGUGCCUGUGCCCAGAAAAAAUGUGCCUGACAAUCCCACCAAAAUAUCCACAACAGGCCUAGUCAGACAAAUGCAGGAACACAUGAGCCCCAGCAGUUACCGGAGUAUGCUCCAAGAGCAUGACUGGAGACCCAGUAAUUUGUCUGGCCGGCCAAGAUCAGCGGAUCCUAGGUCAAAUUAUGGUGUUGUGGAAAAGCUGCUGAAAACCUAUGAGACAUCAACAGGGUCUGCAUUGCAAAAUUCUAAAUGCUUCCAGGAUAACUGGACCAGAUGUAAUUCUGAUGUCAGCAGUGGGCCCACGUCAAGUCAGCAGUUAGAAAGACUUCAGUUGGAACAAGAGUUUCAGCAAAAGCCAGCUAUGUGUGGAGCACAGCAAGUAAAGCGAGGAGUAGAUUGGAGAAAGAUAACAGAGGAAUCCAUGGCAGUGAAAUCUCCACAUGCAAAAGGGUUUUCCCGACCUGCUAGACCAGCGAAUCGCCGUCUCCCAUCUAGAUGGGCCUCGAGGUCUCCAUCAGCGCCCCCUGCCUUGCGGAGAACUGCCCCUAGCUAUACCAUUUCUCUGCCAUCUGCAGCAUCGAUGGUCUGAGUCCCUGGCCUGGACUGCUAGAUGACAAAAGUCCUAAUUGCCAAACAGAGCGUUCGGAGUGUUUACAGCCAAUCCUGUCUCUUCUCUGUCUUUCAAGAUCACUGGGACAAACAAUUUAAAUCUUAACUUCUCAUCAGUCUUCAGUGUUUUUAAUCUAUGGAAUAAUUAUCUUCCUGUAUUUUGAUUUCUUAGAUCAGAAUUUUUUAAUGCCAUCCUCAUUAAUUUGCCAAUAUGAUUUAAGUUGAAACAAUGUACUAUAUUGUAUAUUCUAACUUUCUUGCAAGUGGCAGAAAGCAAGGUUAUGUGCAUGGCCAUGUGUUUGUAGAUGCAUGUGUUGAAAUAGGAAGUAUCCUAGUACGUAUUUAGAUAAGAAAAACGUAUGUGCUAGUGUUGACUUUGAAAUUAUAACAUGUAAACCUAUGUAUCUUUCUGUUUAUUUAAAAUUUUUGAAAAUAUACAGUACUAUUUAUAUUUUGUAUACCUUUUAAUAGGUAUCCACUUAAGGCAUUUGAGGUACAUAUAUUAACUAACCACUUUCUUGACCCCAACUACAUUGAAAAAUAAGAAUUGUACACAUUAAUAACAUUUGGUAGAUUUCUAAAUACAACUCAUAAAUAGUUUCUUAACUGAUGUAAGGAUGGACUAAUAUCAUUAAUCUCCUUGUUUACUCUCUUAAAUAAAUAAAAUUGUCACAGGUUUAAUAGUUCAGGCCUCUAAAGCAAACAUAAAAUGUUCACAAAAUCUUUUGUAUAUCAUUUGGUAGUCUAUUAUGGCUUUAACUGAGUACUUGAUCCCCAGAGCCAUAUCAUGAGACUGCCUUAGACACAACAAGACUUAAAAAUGCAGUUACUUGGAAUCCUUAAAUAGGAUAUGAAAAGAAAUUCAGUUAUGUUGAAUUCUACUUUUUUGUUAAAUUGUAUAGAUUUUAGUUAAGCUCCUUUAUUUGAAGGCAUAUUUAGAGGUAAGUCAUUUCCUUUUUCUUUUUUCCAACUUUUCCCCAAAAUUAGUAGGUAAAAAACUGAUUCACUGUUUUUAUUAACAAGAAAGAUUAGGAAUGAUAUUUAAUUGAGAGCUGAAUUAUAAUAUAUUUCUUAUAGUGUGCUACAUAAAAAAAAGCCUUAAACUAAACUUUGGCAUCCAUGAGUAGCAUAAGGAAAAGAAAUGUGUAUUUUGGCCACAAUUUGCUUCCAGUGAACACAUAAGAUCUAUGUUGAGACUGAAGGAAGUAUGAAUGUUGAGGUGCUUGGAAUUUUACAUGGAAGAUCUUAGAAGCAACUUUGCUCUCCAUUGUCUCUCUAUAAAACCAACUUUGGUAUUA